Cylindrotheca closterium is the source of this 1179-nucleotide messenger RNA. The record is from the annotation of a GenBank genome assembly. Lineage: Eukaryota; Bacillariophyta; Bacillariophyceae; Bacillariales; Bacillariaceae.
AUGUGCCGACCAUCCACAGCCUCUCUGAUAUCUGAUAAUAUCAUUGAGAAUCUAAUACUAUCAGUAGCCUUGGUUGCUGCUACUGCCAUUGUAUUUGCCCCACAAUUCGAAUCCAUAUGGAAAUUCUUCUUGGUCGUCUUUGACAACAGUCAUAAUCACCUAACCACCAAGGGUACCGACAUACAAUAUCAAUUGACCAACCAACAUUUGGAACCUAUUGCCAAGCGCCAAUGGAGUCAACUUUUAGGUUGGAUCACAUUCCAUUCGGACCAAGUGGGAAAAUUGCGGGACUCGAAAGGACAAACCUUGCUGCAUCAUGCAUGCUUGUUUCAAUCCCCCUUGUUGGUGAUUGAAUGCAUCUUAUGGGCGGCACCCGAACUUGCGUCAGUCCCCAACAAAGAUGGGGAAGUUCCGCUCCACUGGGCCGUGCGAUUGUCCUCGCAAAAUCCAGUCUUGAGUAUUUUGCUGAAAACGGAUCCGGACACGGCGUUUGUAGUGGAUUAUACCAAGUCCACGCCAUUGGCCAUGAUGUGGGAACGACAUUACAAACCAAGCAUGGAAAUCUUUCGGUAUCGCCCAGAGGUAUUGGCAUCGAACAAUGCCUGGAAGCGACUCAUGUGCGUCUUGCAAGCCGUCAGUCAGGCACAGGGUAGUCAGGAGUUCUACCCCUUGCACAUUGCUGCUCAAAAGGUUACACCCACGGGUUUGUUUCCGUUUCUGGUGCAAGUAUAUGAGGAUCAAUUAUUGAUAGAAGAUGAAAAUGGGCAUACUCCAUUGACAAUCGCCUGUCAGAAUCCAGAGGCCAAUCGAUCCAUUGACGUUCAUACCAAGAUUGGAUUUCUGUUGAACGCCAAUCCGGAGCAAGCCAAGCACCCAGUGCCAAAUUCGAAUGGUAAGUUCCAUUUGCACUAUGCCUUGGAAGCGGGAAUUGGUUGGAAGGAAGGUUUGGAGGCACUGAUCAGAAUUAAUCCAUUCGCACUCUCCGAAAGGGAUCCAUCUGCUGGUUUGUAUCCAUUUGCUCUGGCGGCAGUGGCAGCCACCAAUCAUUGCAAUUAUGGUGAUGCACCAGAGGGCAAACAAGCUAAUAGUAGAGAGAUGAUGGAUCAUCACUUGACAACGAUAUAUGACCUUUUACGAUCCGAUCCAUCCCUCUUACGAAUGCAAGUAGUACAACAAUGA